This is a messenger RNA of Chinchilla lanigera (long-tailed chinchilla), 552 nucleotides long. Its product is annotated as translation initiation factor IF-2-like. NCBI's taxonomy places the organism in Eukaryota, Metazoa, Chordata, Mammalia, Rodentia, Chinchillidae. The record is from RefSeq and is a predicted model, not a curated record.
UCCGGUCUCCCCGCCCGGCCGCCGCGGAGCCACCUGACCGUGCGGGCGUCCCGGCCCCGAGGCCCGUGCGAGACUCACCUGCCACGUCACGGGCUCCCACGGCGGGCCGGAAGUGGCGUGUGCCUCCCGUGCGGAAAUCCCCCGGUGCGAGCGUCACCUCGGCGGUGCGGAGCGGCGCGGCUCCCUCUUCCCGGAUUCCGCGAGGGUUCCCCGAGGCGACAGGCGUCAGCGUCCGCUCCACUUCACUUUUGUGUCCUGUGCCAGGGGAGAGUAAAGAAGCAGUUUCAGUCACAAAGUAUCUGUCCGAACAACGACUUUGUCCUCCGAAACUCUCCUGUGGCUGCAUUUGAGGAACGGUUCCUUUGGCCUCAUUUGCCUGUCACGCACAUCUGCUGGUGUCUGAAGUCACCUGCCGCGAAGCUGCGUCCCCAGUGCAGUCGUCACACGCCAGCCCAGGAGCGCUGGGGAUCAAACCCAAGGCAUGCUAGACAAGCCCUCUACGACUGAGCUACCCUCCCAGCCCCACCGUCAAAUAUAUUUUGAAUGAAAACA